Cannabis sativa is the source of this 948-nucleotide messenger RNA. RefSeq names its product eukaryotic translation initiation factor 5A-3. The transcript is spliced from 5 exons. Gene Ontology annotation, molecular function: RNA binding; ribosome binding; translation elongation factor activity. The record is from RefSeq and is a predicted model, not a curated record. NCBI's taxonomy places the organism in Eukaryota, Viridiplantae, Streptophyta, Magnoliopsida, Rosales, Cannabaceae. Gene Ontology annotation, biological process: positive regulation of translational elongation; positive regulation of translational termination. Bases 185 to 667 code for a protein of 160 amino acids.
CAAAUUUAGCUUUUAUAUUGUGAUUGGUUCCAACCAAACGGAAAGGAGUGUGGCAGUGUGUGUGAGCUCACCAUGUAUAUAUAUAAUAUAAUAUUAGCCCACAUUUCAUUCACCUGAUCUCUUUCAUCUCUGUCCAAAACCACAGUAGCAUAUAUAGAGAGAAAGAGAGAGAAAGCGAAAGAAAAUGUCCGACGAAGAGCACCACUUCGAAUCCAAGGCCGACGCCGGAGCUUCCAAGACCUAUCCACAGCAAGCUGGUACCAUUCGCAAGAAUGGCUACAUCGUCAUCAAGAACCGUCCCUGCAAGGUUGUUGAGGUUUCAACCUCCAAAACUGGCAAGCAUGGACAUGCGAAGUGUCACUUUGUGGGGAUCGAUAUUUUCAACGGCAAGAAACUCGAAGAUAUUGUUCCAUCUUCCCACAACUGUGAUGUUCCUCAUGUUAACCGUACUGAUUAUCAGCUGAUUGACAUUUCUGAAGAUGGAUUUGUGAGUCUUUUGACUGAAAAUGGUAACACCAAGGAUGAUUUGAAGCUCCCUACUGAUGACUCCCUGCUGAAACAGAUUAAGGAAGGGUUCGAGGAAGGAAAAGACCUUGUUGUGUCUGUUAUGUCAGCUAUGGGAGAGGAGCAGAUUAAUGCUCUGAAGGAUAUUGGCCCAAAAUCUUAAGGAAGGAAGGAGUCAUUGAUGACCCAAAAUCUCAUGUUUCAUCAGAUCCUCCGUUCAUUGUUGCCUGUUAAACGUAGUAUUACCUCCUAGACCUUCUUAAGUGUACUUUGAUUAGUGUUUCCUAAGACCUUCUUAAGUGAAAUUUAAUCAGUGUUCCCAAAGACCUUCUUAAGUGAACUAUUAUUAGUGUCGUGAGUUGUAUUGUUGAAAAUUGAAACUCAGGGACAUGAGCUCUCAUACUCUGUUAUUCCAGACGUUUCGUUGAAGCAUUAUACUUACUA